Rotaria socialis is the source of this 2325-nucleotide messenger RNA. Lineage: Eukaryota; Metazoa; Rotifera; Eurotatoria; Philodinida; Philodinidae. The record is from the annotation of a GenBank genome assembly.
AUGGCUCAUCUUUUAGGUAGUAAAGCAUGUAUUGACAGUUUACGUGUUGAUAUUGGCGAUUUAGAAAGUGUUAUUCAUGAUAUUGUUGGUAAAACAGGAUCGAUCAAAUGUCAUUCAUGGAAGUUUCCCGAUAAAAUUGCCACUGAUGUAGAUAUUAAUGAACUUCUUCAACGUUACCAACAUGGAAAACAUGAAGUUGAUAAUCAAGUUUCACAUAUUGUUUUAUUCGAGCUUAUUAUUGAUAGGCUUUUACUUAUUUUACAUGGAUCAUGGCGGUAUUUACAUGAAAUGCAAACCAAUAUAAUACCCAAUACAAUCGAUUCAGCAUCUACAGUGAAUCAACAAUCGAGUCUCAGUGUUGGUUUAGUAGUUAAAAAAUAUUGGAAUAAACUAUUACAUUUAUCCAGUGUACUUCAACAGCACGAGAAUGAUCGUAAACAAACUCGUCCAGUAACAGCAUUACCACGUUCAAAAUCUAGUUUAAAUACUGAAAAACGUUGUCAAACAACGGAAACAUCCAUAGGUCCAUGUCAAUCGUGUUUAAAAUUUCAACAGUGCCUUCGUGAUCACAGUGAUAGUUUAAUCAAUCUAUGCCAUACCUAUAAUUUACCAUCGUCACUUGCACAGUAUCGAUCGUCAACAACAGAUCUGUUUUCAUUAGAUAAUAUUAAUCAUUGGUCGGAUUGUCAAACGAAAGAUAUCGAUCGUGUAUCGAAACAUGUUGAAUAUUUAAAUAAUACAUUAAAUAAAACUAAAAGUGAUUUACAAUUAAAUGAAAAUCGGUGUAAAAAACAAGAUGAAACAAACAGUCGUUUGCAACAAUUGAUUAAUGAUGAUAAACAAUCGAAAAAAGUUCUGCAAGAAUUACAUGAUAGAAAAGUCAAUGAUUUAAAAAAACAAUGUGAUCAACAGGAAACGAAUCUCAAUGAACAAAUUAAAUUACUAACAAAUCAAAAAAUUAAACUCGAACAACAAUUAAAAGAAGUCAAUGACUUAUGUACAUCAAGAGGAGAACAAAUCGAAAAACUAGAAUCAUCAAAAAAUGAAUUGAAAAACUUAAUUCAAGAUCGAUUCAAAUCCGAUGAUAUCAUAAAAACACUAGAACAAGAUCGUAUUCGUUUGCAAACUGAACUUGAUUUAGUGAAACAUGAUCUCGAAGAGCGUAAUCGAGAAUUACAAAAAGAACGAACACGUAUUGAAAAUAUGAUUCGACAAGAACAAAAUUAUCAAUCAAAACAAAAAGCACUUUCGUCAUCCUACGAAGAAUUAACACAAGAAUGUGAAUUACUCCAAAAACAAGUUGCAGAAUUAGAAAUAUCGCGUGAUGAAGUGGAACAAAAACUUGAAACAGUUCAAAAACAAAAUCGAUCUUCUACAGACACCAAUAAAGUUCAAUCGUUAAUGGAAACGAAUCAUCAUUUACUACAAGAAAUGACUAUAUUAAAAUCAAAUAUUGAACAGCUACAACAAGAAAUUCAACAAGUGGAUGAACGUGAACAAAUGUUAUUACAAUAUCCUGAUCUGCAUGGUCCUAUUGAACAUCAGCCAACAUCAAAUAAUAUUAUAAUUGAUAUGCAAAAUCAAAUGCGUACCAAUGAAAUUCGUAUUGAUUUGCUACGAAAACAAAAUGAUUCAUUAAAAUCUUCAUUAGAAAAACUUUUAGCUGUAAAUAAUACGAGUCCAUCAUUGGUAACAGGAGAACGUUAUGAAGAGCUGAGAAAUCAAUCGAGACAAGAACAACCCUAUCGUAGAUAUUCCUACAGCAAUGAAACUAUCAUACCGAAAUCAAAACAAACACCAUUGUGGUUAUUAAAUAAUGAAAUUGUAGAACAACAACAAGCUUUUACAGAGACAAGAUCGACUACAGUGAACAAUUACAUACCACGUUUUAGUGAAAAUGAUUAUGUUGCAAAUGGAUGGAUUAAAUCUGAUCCUGAUGUUAUCGAAAUUGAAACUUCACCAAAACCACAUGAUCGAUCAUGGUCAUCAAGUUCAACUCGUAUACAAACAAAUGAUUUAGUCAUAACAACUGAAUCACGCCCACCCACAGUUACACAUUCUUCUCGAACUAUCAAUAAUGGUCGAACAUCAACAAUUCCUCCAGCAUCUGAUUAUGAAAUGAUUAUUGGCAAAGGUCGAGCAUCAAGUCGUCCAACAUCAGCAGCAUCGAAAAAUCGGCAUUUACCAAAAAGUUCACGAACUAUAACAUCGGCUAAACCACAAAGAUCAACCACAAGUACUGCUAUACAUCAAUGUACAACUUGUAAUAAAUCAUAUGAUGAUAAACGCAAUUAUGAUAUACAUAAAUUAUAUUGCAGGACUUAA